Colletotrichum godetiae is the source of this 1936-nucleotide messenger RNA. Its product is annotated as vitamin B6 photo-protection and homoeostasis-domain-containing protein. The transcript has a single exon. The record is from RefSeq and is a predicted model, not a curated record. Bases 90 to 1541 code for a protein of 483 amino acids. Lineage: Eukaryota; Fungi; Ascomycota; Sordariomycetes; Glomerellales; Glomerellaceae.
CCUCACUCCGACCUUCCUGCCACAUCGCUCCUUCCUUGGACAUCCUUCUGCCUGCCUUCUCAAGCGAACAACAAACUACGGGGGGAAAAAUGGAAGGAUCAGAGAAGAAAGAAAUUCUCAUUGAGGAAAGAGAUGGAACCGGAAGAAUCACCCACCGCUGGCUGCACAACACCGAGUUGCAAGAAAUAACACAAGUGCGCCCGUCUCACCAAAACACCAUCCCGACUCUCACCACCGCCCUCACAACCUCAACGACAGCCGGGCUCGCCAACAUGCGUCAGAUUCUCUACGACGCAUUCUUGCCAAUCGGCUAUCCGGAAUCGGUGACUCCCGAUUACACUGGCUACCAGACCUUCGAUUCCCUCCAGGCCUUCUUCUCCACGAUCACUGGCCUCCUCGCCAAUCGCGCCAUCCUCCAAGGCCUAGGUGUCGGCGACGCGUCCUCGUCCGCCACCUAUGCCCUGCUCCUAACAAUCCUCAAGGAUGGCAUCUCCCGCGUCGCUACAAUUGUCUUCGCCUACCGCUUCGGCCUGGUCAUCGAGCCAGAGUGCAAGAGAUACCGCUACCUCGCUGAUAUCUUCAACGAUAGCGCCUUCUUCCUCGACCUCUUCAGCCCCUACUUUGACCCGUGGACCAAGGUCCUCGCCCUCGUGCUAGCAGAAGCUCUCCGCGCAAUGUGCGGUGUUGCUGCCGGCGCCAGCAAGGCCGCUCUCUCCAAGCACUUUGCCCGCCGCAACAACCUCAGUGAGCUCAACGCAAAGGAGUCAUCACAGGAGACCGCUGUCGGCCUUGUCGGUCUGCUUGUAGGCUCUAUCGUUGUGCGCUAUGUCGAGAGUAGGGAGGCAGUCUUUGCGCUCAUGGUCACGCUCGUCUUUGUUCAUCUCGGCAUGAAUUACCUUGGUGUCCGCUGCGUCCAGCUCAACGUCCUCAACCAGCAACGCGCCACAAUCCUCUUCAAGCACUACCUGCAGACGAAGCGCGUGCUUUCCCCCGCCCAGGUCGCCGCGCGCGAGAGCAUUGUCUUCUGGACCCCCGCCGUCAAGGAUCAUCGCGGAGAGGUGAUUACCAAGAUUGGCUUCGCCAAGAGCUAUGCCCAUGCCAUGACUGCGGACCUCAAGAGCGCCCGCGUCCGCUUCGUCAUGCCCAUGUACAAGGAAGGUCACAAUCAGGAGUUAACCGAGAAGGGAGGUCAGAAAGCUCACCCGGGUUUCAUCCUCUGCCUCUGCGAGAGAGGAGACAUCGCCACCGUCAGAAUCCUGCUUCUAGGAGACCGCUCUCCCACGGAGGCAAACGAUAUCAAUACCCUCAUGGCGUGGUACUACGCCACCAUGCUUGCCCACGACAGAAAUCUGGGGUCGAAGACUGGCAACAAGAAGCUUGCCCUCGGCGCUAUUUCCGUGGACGAGAUUGAGAUGGGCGAAAGCACCGAUGUGUUGGACUUCAGGGUACUUGAGGAGGCGGGCUGGGAUGUCAAUGCGGUCAACCUGGACGCCUUUGCUCCGCGUAUCAGCAUCGGAUUCGAAGACAAGAAAGAGCUGUAAGCUAAUUGAAUGGUCGGUUACUUCACAGGGACAAUGGUUGGCUCAAGGGAGGAAUAUGGCGUUUGGGAUGGAUGACACUCAUGAUGUACGAUUUGCCGAUGAUACCUGUGACCCUCCUUUCGAUCUGAGGCCGUCACUUUUGCAAAGUAAUUCAAUUCGAUGGAAACUGCACCUUCUCUUUGUGGAAAGUGAUGCCAUGUUAGCCGAGCAAAGGGCUCACCAUCUGAAUGCGAAGGGUUGGGAAGAAGAAUGCAAGCGUUAUGGCCUCGUAGUUGUCCACGGCCUUUCCUCAGCGUUCUCAGUCGUUCAAUUGAGCCUUCCUCGUUCUUUUUUUUUUCCAGCUUGAAUAAGCUAGAGUGAUAUCAACCCACUUCUAUACAUGCAGUCUCAAUUAA